Molecule: messenger RNA, 2627 nt
Organism: Salvelinus sp. IW2-2015
Lineage: Eukaryota; Metazoa; Chordata; Actinopteri; Salmoniformes; Salmonidae
Product: stathmin-3
Biological process (GO): regulation of microtubule polymerization or depolymerization; neuron projection development; microtubule depolymerization
Cellular component (GO): cytoplasm; neuron projection
Molecular function (GO): tubulin binding
Source: RefSeq, a predicted model, not a curated record
CUAUCGAGUCGAGCCGGCUGGUCAUUGUCCACGCAACACCGCAGAGAGGCUUGUGCAUUGCACCACUUGGAGACAGAUAUACACACAGAGCCAUCUCUCUCCUCCUCCUCUCUCACAUCCUUGCCUCUCCUCCAUCCGGCAGCAUCCUACUCUCGCCUCCACCUCCAGCAACCAUGGCCAGCACCGUAUCAGCCUACUCGGACAAGAUCAAAGAGAUGUCCAUGCUGUCUCUGAUCUGCUCCUGCUUCCACUCACAACCACAUCCCAACAGCCUCUACCAAUAUGGAGACAUGGAGGUGAAGUCCCUAAACAAGCGGGCAUCCGGCCAGGCCUUCGAGGUCAUCCUGAAGGCCCCUGCUGACCUCUCUCCUGACAGGCCCCAGCCCCUGAUCUCUCCCCCCAAGAAGGACCUCUCCCUGGAGGAGCUCCAGAAGAGGCUAGAGGCUGCGGAGGAGAGGAGGAAGUCUCAGGAAGCCCUGCUCCUGAAGCAGCUGGCUGAGAAGCGGGAGCAUGAGCGAGAGGUGCUCCUCAAGGCCCUGGAGGAGAACAACAACUUCAGCAAGAUGGCAGAGGAGAAACUCAACUACAAGAUGGAGGUCAACAAAGAGAACCGCGAGGCCCACCUGAAUGCGCUAAAGCAGCGGCUCCGUGAGAAGGAAAUCCAUGCCGAUGAGGUCCGUAGAAACAAGGAACUCCAAGCUGACCUCUCUGGUUGAAGAUAUUUUCUACAGUUUUGUCAAGAGAUUCUCGUCUGGUUUUGGUUGGAAGAAAUGCUACUUUUUUUAAAUCUCGAUGUCUGAAAGUCUCUUGCAUUGUUCAAUAUACACUGGUUUCACAAGCUAAUAAUUCAACAACAAUUUACACAGAUUGUUUCUCAUCUCUCAAUUUAUUUUUUGAAAAUAAUAUUGAUAUUGAGCAUGGGUAGAGCUGAAGUAAGGCCCAAGGUCAAGGGUCAGAUUUACUAAACAUUUGCACUUUUCUUAAGACUGCACCUGUGAGUUCAUACAAGGGAACAAAAUGAAAACAAUUGAAACAUUUCUUCUUUAUCUUAGGAAACCUACUCCUUCUCUUACAUUUUGUUUUAAGUCAUGUGUUUGGUUCUGUUUGGAAAAAUAACCAGUAAAAUGUUGCACUUGUGCAAAUGCUUAGUAAGUCGGGCCUUCUGUGUGUGUAAGAAGAAGCUACUGUUAGAUCAUAAUGAGGAAUUUCCCUAAUUGAUCCAUAAACAUAGCUCAAUAGUUACGUUGAAUUCUCAUAGGAAGUCAUGAUUAUGCUGCACCUGUUACACAUAUUGCCAAAAUGUCUUUCUCUUGAAAAAAUGAGCUUGAGGUCUUUACACAAUCCCUCCAUCUAUUGCAUAAGGUACUGUAUAACAGGGGAKCAGAGCCAAGCUUAAUUGAUUCAAGUGUUGCCCUUGCUUGGACCAUGUGUAAAAGAGGUAUCUGAUAAUAUACAAUAUUCAGCACACUCUAUAGGCAAACACUAUAACCUGGUCAUUCAUCAUAUAUAGUCACACCCAUUGUCAGUUUGUGCAGCCAUCUUCAAUCAAGCAUGCAACGUCAAUCAAGUGACUGUAUAAAAUGGAGCACAGUCGCAUUUAGGCUUCAGUUCAAUAAAGUUCAGUAUUCACUUUGCCGUAUAGGUCAGUAAAUGAAUAAGGUUACGAUACAUACACUUAAACUGCUUUAAGAGUGGGUUCCGGUCUCUUUUAGGUUUAAUUUCCUAGCUACUGAAAUCUCCCACACAGUCUGUUUAUUUCUGAGAGUCACUCACUCACUGUUGUCACUUUAGGGGACUACAUUUAGUAACAAGAUGACUCCACUACAGAGUGCCGUAGUUUGUUUGCAGUGAGAUACAGAGUCAAUGUGACAGAAUUGUUUUAAUGCAAAUUAUAUGCAAAGUGUUUAUUUGAGCAUCAAAUGCUGACACAGCACUGAAUGUAUUGCCAGAUACACUUACCCUUCUAGCAGCGUAUAGGCCUACAUAUGCCGUAUCUUAAUUUGGUCAUCCUGUUGCAGGACUGUUCCUGCAUAGCAGGAAAUGCAAACUUGUAUUGCAUUUAAGGUUUAAAAAGGCUUCUAAAGUUUGUAAUUACCACUUAAGACUUGAUUUACUCUAAUGAAAAAUGUAUCAAACCCUACAAAAAUGUCCAUUCAUUAUAAUCCACAUAAUACUUCACAGUUACUGUUGCUGCAGGAUCAUUUUCCUGCUGUAGCAAACUGGCUCAAUUUUAGAUCCUACAUUUGUAGGAACCUCGUGCCUGGUUUCCCUAUAGUAGUGUUGUUUGGGAUAAUCCUGCUCAGCUUCAGUGGGGUUCUGCUAGGACACAGUCCUUUCAUGCUGGUGCUUGACUUGGUUGGUUGUCGCCAUGUAUUAAGUAACCUUGACAUCGUGCCAACUUCUGUUUUUAUUAUCUUUGUCUAAGAUGAGUCCACCAGGCCACCAUGCUUACACAGUACAUACACAAACACUGUUGGCUAUUCAUUUAACUUAGAUUCAUUGCAUACAGCGACUCUGUGUGCAUAACUCAACAAUAUCUCACCUUUAAUAAAAGGUUAACUGGCUGUUGUUGCUGGAAUAUAAAGUCUGAUGAACUAUAAUAAAGUUGGUGAUACCUUAUUUUGUCA